This is a messenger RNA of Planococcus citri (citrus mealybug), 3160 nucleotides long. RefSeq names its product dual specificity protein phosphatase 22. Gene Ontology annotation, biological process: protein dephosphorylation; signal transduction. The record is from RefSeq and is a predicted model, not a curated record. NCBI's taxonomy places the organism in Eukaryota, Metazoa, Arthropoda, Insecta, Hemiptera, Pseudococcidae. The transcript has 6 exons. Gene Ontology annotation, molecular function: protein tyrosine phosphatase activity; protein tyrosine/serine/threonine phosphatase activity. The coding region runs from base 174 to 1109 and encodes 311 amino acids. Gene Ontology annotation, cellular component: cytosol.
AGUACAGAAAGGCGCUUCGUUUCGUCGUAAUAGUACUACUACUCUCUAUUUUCGUACGGCUGGUUAGUAUCAAAAUACGCAGCUUAGGUAAAACUCUCCGAUCAUAAAACGCAUUCGCAAGAAAUGGGUUACGUCGAAAACGAUUUUCUCAGUCCCAAUUCCUGACAUUUGGCAUGGGAAAUGGCAUGAACAAGAUAAUGCCUGGACUAUAUGUUGGUAAUUAUAGAGAUUCUAAGGAUUCUGCUCAACUGGAAAAAUUUAAAAUCACGCAUAUACUGUCCAUUCAUGACGCAGCUAAAAGAGUUUACCCAGACAAACAUUACCUUUGUGUGCUUGCUUCCGAUACUCCAAGUCAAAAUUUAAGUCAAUAUUUUCCCCUAUGUAACGAUUUCAUUCAUGCUGCCCGCUUAAGAGAUGGCAACGUACUAAUUCACUGUUUAGCUGGAAUGUCUCGUAGUGUAACCGUAACAGUAGCUUAUAUAAUGAGUGUAACUACAUUGAAUUGGAAAGAAGCUUUGAAAGUUGUAAGAGUUGGAAGAGCAGUAGCGAAUCCCAAUUCAGGUUUUCAGAAACAGUUGCAAGAUUUUGAAAAUUCUCGAUUGCUAGAGGAGCGUAAAAGACUGAAAGAACGAUUUCCUAGCGUAGCUUUGAUAGAACUAGACGAGCAUCACUGUCAGUCAAUGUUGAAAUCAUACCAAAAAUUGAUCAUUUCCAAACAUAUUUGCGAAGGAAAUUGUUCUAAAGGAGAAACAUGUCCAACUGGAAUAUGCAACUUGCAAACCAACAAGAAAUUGGUAAGAAAAAGUUCCAUGACUGCGAGAACUUCUUCAAUGAAUGCUCCGUCAACAUCUAAAGGCCGAUUAGAUCCAUUCAAAAGGCCUUCAAGUGGUCCAGCAAUUCUCAUGAGUUCAUCAAGUCUACCUCCAUCUCGCGUAAAUUCAGUACAAAGUCUACCAGAUUUGGGUGAUAAUGAAAAACCACAUUUUAUGUCUGCCCCAUCCACACCACAACGAUGUUCAAAUCGUAGAAGUGCGUUUAGUAUACGUAAUAUUGCUCCAAUAGUUGAUUUAGAUGAAAUAAUGCCAUUUGAAGAUAGAUUAAAUGAGUAAAAUUAUACUACUCACUUAAAUAAGUGACAAAUUAAUUCAUGAUUUGAGUGAGUUUGUUUUUUUUUCAAUUUUUAUUUUAAAUCAUGUUUUAUAACUUAAAAAAAAAACAUUAUAUUUACUUGGAAGGUACCUAGAUGGGUGCCCCAUUUUCCUUCAAAUCAACAAAUCAGAUAUUGGAGUGCAAUAUUUUUUUGCCUAGGUAGGUAUUUUAUGUUGAUUACUUCUCAGUUCUCAAAACAAAAAUCAAUGUUUGAUCUCAAAAGCUGCAAUCAAAACGUAAGAUUAAAAUCAAUCAAAUUUUCAAAAAAUGAUAUCAUGAAUAUGAUUUUUAAACUGUUGAUAGACACACAAUUAUUUGCUAUACUAAAGGUUGAUCUUUUUAAUAUGUAGGUAUAGUGUUAGGUACUCUCUAAAAAAUUACACUUUCAAUUCAAAUUAGAUUCUAUAAAAUAUCACAAAACCCACACUGCUAUGCUUCGCAAACAAAAUUUAAAUUUACAUCGGUACAAUUCAACUUGGAGUGUAGGUAAUUUCAACGCAUAGGUAUUAAGACCACAAAUUCUUUUUCUUUGAAUCAGUAGAUGAGGUCUUGAAUUUGUGUAGGUACCUUCGAUUUAGAUUGUAAAGAACAACAGUACCUAUAUGUAUUGUCGAGCUUUUGCAUCAAUUUUUGUUGAAAUUAACUCGGUAGGUAAAGAAUUUCAGAAUUAUUGCGCCCAAGGUGUACUCGCAAUUUCUGUAUGAAAUACUACUACGCUUAGUUAUAAUUUCCAUGUGAAAAGUGAUAGAAUGAUGUGUGUCCAGGCAUCUCUUUUUAGAAAGAUGUACUCAAAUAUUUUUCUUAAAUUAAUUUAAGUUGCUAUUGUAUUGUAUUUAGUAUAAGUAUACUUAGAAUAUGAAUUUUUAUUUAUUUUGGAAUUUUUUAAAAUGCAUUUUAGUCACUAAUAUUUUUAUUUUCCUUUGUUGAUUGAAUUUUGUUGGAUUGUGAUAUGAUUUAUUCAUUAUGAUUAUUUUUUUUUUUUUUUUAGUAAUUUUGAGUGAUUGAAAAAAAAUAUGUGCCUAUUUUCAACGUAGUAUUGAUAUUAUGUAUAUUAUGUACUUGCAGUUAUUUGCUAAAACGUGAAAUUUAGUCACCUCGAUAAAUUUAUUACCUACUCAAUAAUACAUACCUACUUCCUGUGGGGAAGCCAUAAAUAACUCGAUAAAUGUCACAAAAAUGAAGUCGAAAUUCAGUAUCAAGUUUAAUGGAUUUUUAAAAUUUGGUCUGUCAAGCUCAAAAACGAAAAAAAAAAUGAAAUACCUGUACGUUUUAUAAAUCCUACCAUCAUAAACAUCUAAGUACGUAUUCUUGCUGGUACAUACAUACAUACAUACAUAUCUAUCUGCCUACCUGAGUACCUACCUACCAAAAAAAAAUAAUAGUUUCUGAAAUACAUACCUACUCGUAAUUUGCUCGUAAAUUAAAAAAAAAAUGAUUGACCCACUUAAUUACAAAACAAAUGAGCAUAGAUUUAAUGAAAAUUGACGAUUUUGAGCAAUAUUGAGACUAGAAAAUUUUUUAAAUCAAUACAAAAUUGAAAAUAGUGUGUAGGUGACGGUACAUUAUUUCGUGUAGGUAGGUAUGUAGGUGCUUAAUUCACUGUAAUAUGACAAUCUCUGUUGGUGAUUUACUGACGUAAUCACUUGCAGUAAUUAUGUUACCUUUUACCUACGAAAUGCAAUUAGUACGUAUCGUUCGUAAGUCAAAUGUCAAAUUAGAACCCAACUCUGAAAUAGUUCAAACAUGUUCCAUACUUUAUUCAUACUACCUAUUUAAAAAAUGAUUUGUUUAAUUAACUAUACCUACUUAAUUCAAAAUGAAUUGUCUAACUAAAUGUACACAAAAUGCUGUGAGGUCGAUUUGUUUUUGUAUAGAAUUGUUACGCAUCGUUUUUAUGAUACCUACCUAUAGUUAUUUAAUAAUUUUUGUUAAAACGUUGACACUUUUUUAAAAAUGUUUAUUUGAAUUUUUACUUUAUUAGUUGGAAAAAAUAAAUGUUAAUGCAAUAUUU